UUUAUUUUGCCUAUUGCUGUUGCGGGGCUCGCGUUCUUGUCGAGUAUGUUGAUGGAGUGGCGGAGUGUCAAGGGGAAGAAGAUAGGGGUGCCGGGGGGUGCGUAGCGGUGGCAUUGUAGAGAUGGAGAGUCGCUAUGCAUAAUCUGAUGAAUGGAGUGCAGCCCGACUGCACGUGCGUGAAACGCUGCAGUGGAUGAGCUCCCUGCAUUAGUGGCCGCCGCCCCUUCCGUCUUUCCCGUGUGUUAUGUGGUUGGGUAUGACGGGGUCCAAGGCGUGUGCAAGCAGGUGUCGACAACUUCACUCCAGGAUACAUCCUACACGAAGAAGACCAACGCCUCACUCGAUGUUGAUAAAGCGGAGGAGUGAGUUUCGACAACGGAGACAACAUCCACCACCGUUGAGGCUAGCGGAGGGCCAACUAGAAAGGGCAAGGAGGCGCCGGGUGGCAAGCGGGGCGUUUGCCCGGCGGAACUCUAAAGCUGCACAGCCUCAAUCUUCUUGGCGAUCACUUUGCGCCCUCCAUCAUAGCAGAGAUAUGGCGAUGUUGCUGACCAAAUGGGAUGCUCCAGUUGCUGUUCACAUCCUGCAAGACUCCCCUUCAGCCGUAUUCCCAUUGAUCAAACGGGGUGCAUGGGCAAAGUCCAGACGAAACACCCCCGGCAUCCUGCCCAAACGAGACGACACCCUCUGUCGUCAUUGUCAACACGAGACUGCUUCAAGGGGUCCCGUAUCAACACAAUCCCCCGGCCUGCAAUUGCAUUGCCCUCGACCAUCCCAGACCUUGGCGGCCGUCUGACCGUAUAGUCUCUAGCCCGUCCCUGCCGCGACUCCACCCUCCUCCCUCCGCCCUCUCACUCAACCGCCACCGCCUCGAGUCUCUUACGCUGCCCGAGCCUUGGUCAAACCAACUGCGCCUCACGUCACCUCGGCGCCGACACAUGUCCU
Molecule: messenger RNA, 945 nt
Organism: Neohortaea acidophila
Lineage: Eukaryota; Fungi; Ascomycota; Dothideomycetes; Mycosphaerellales; Teratosphaeriaceae
Exons: 2
Coding region: 245-796 (183 amino acids)
Source: RefSeq, a predicted model, not a curated record